AUGGCAAGAAGUAGAACUAUGUCUUCUCUGAUCUUCAAGUUCAUCUUCUUCAGUCUUUUCUAUAGGCUGCUCGUUUCUGGCUCUCAUAUUGACAAUGAUGGUCGGAAGACUUAUAUUGUAUACAUGGGGAGCAAGCCAGAGGACACAACUUCCACUCCUUUGCAUCAUAGGGCAAUGUUGGAAGAAGUCAUCGGCAGUACUUUUUUUUUAGCUGCUCCGGAGUCGUUGCUCUACAGCUACAAGAGAAGUUUCAAUGGAUUUGCAGUGAGACUCACCGAAGAAGAAGCUCUAAAGGUUGCUGCAAAGGAGGGUGUGGUCUCUGUGUUCCCAAAUGGAAAGAAGCAUCUUCAUACCACAAGAUCAUGGGAUUUCAUGGGGUUUUCACAGAGCGUUCCUCGGGCACAUCAAGUAGAAAGCGACGUCGUUGUCGGAGUUUUGGACACCGGGAUUUGGCCGGAGUCUCCAAGUUUCAUCGACGAAGCUUUCGGUCCACCUCCGGCCAAAUGGAUGGGAGCAUGCCAAGCCGCCGACGACUUUCGUUGCAACAAAAAAAUCAUCGGAGCUCGAGUGUACCGUAGCGAAAGCUUGCCCCCAAGUGACAUUCGAAGCCCAAGAGACUCAAACGGGCAUGGCACGCACACCGCAUCGACCGUGGCUGGUGGUCUCGUGGAACAGGCAAGUCUGUACGGUCUUGGCAUUGGCACGGCGAGAGGAGGGGUUCCCUCGGCGCGCAUCGCUGUGUACAAGAUAUGUUGGUCCGAUGGGUGCUCCGAUGCCGAUAUUCUUGCGGCGUUCGACGACGCGAUCGCGGACGGUGUCGAUAUCAUAUCUCUUUCAGUUGGGGGGAGCGAACCCAAUUCUUACUUCAGCGAUCCCAUUGCCAUUGGAGCUUUCCACGCCAUGAAACAUGGAAUAUUGACCUCCAACUCCGCCGGAAAUGAAGGUCCCAAUUACUUCACUGCCUCAAACAUCUCUCCAUGGUCUCUCUCUGUGGCUGCAAGCACCACUGAUAGAAAGAUAUUGACACAAGUGCAGCUUGGCAAUGGAAAUAUCUAUCAGGGGGUUGCAAUUAAUACAUUUGAUCUUCUGGGAAAACAAUAUCCCUUAAUUUAUGCUGGAGAUGCACCCAACAUCGCCGGAGGUUUCAAUGGCUCCAUCUCCAGGCUUUGUGUUGAAAACUCAGUGGAUAAAAACUUGGUGAGAGGAAAAAUCCUUGUUUGCGACUCCCUUUUGGGUGCUUCAAAAUUGGCUUCCUUCAAUGCCACAGUUGGCAUCGUAAUGCAAGACCUCAGACUCAAGGAUUACGCAUCCUCUUAUCCCUUCCCUGCUUCCUAUCUCCGCACAGCAGCCACCGAUGACAUUCAACUCUACAUCUCUUCAACCACAGAUCCGACUGCAACCAUUUUGAAGAGUAUUGCAGUGCAGGAUGCUUCGGCUCCUGUCGUGGUUUCCUUCUCCUCUAGGGGUCCCAAAUUUAUAACACGUGAUAUUCUCAAGUCGGAUUUGAGUGCACCGGGAGUUGAAAUUCUAGCUGCAUGGUCUCCGUUGGCGCCGGUGUUGGGAGUUAAGGGAGAUUCAAGGAGUGAGCUUUAUAAUAUAAUCUCAGGGACGUCCAUGUCUUGCCCACAUGCGACUGCAAUUGCUGCAUAUGUCAAAACAUUCCAUCCCACCUGGUCUCCUGCCGCGCUAAAGUCAGCUCUCAUGACAACUGCUUUUACGAUGAAUGCGAAACUCAACCCACAAGCAGAGUUUGCAUAUGGUUCAGGCCAUGUGAACCCACUGAAGGCAGUAAAUCCAGGGCUGGUCUAUGACGCGAAUGAAGGCGACUAUGUCAAAUUCUUGUGUGGCCAAGGGUACAGCACCGCCAUGGUCCGGCGCAUCACGGGCGACAGCAGUGCUUGUACUCCCGGCAACAUUGGAAGGGUGUGGGAUCUGAACUAUCCUUCUUUUGCACUUUCAACAGCCCCUUCACGACCCAUCAACCAAUUCUUCAGAAGAACUCUCACAAACGUGGAAUCUGGAGCGUCCACGUACAGUGCUGUGGUUUUUGGCCCACCGGAUGGCCUCCACAUCACAGUGAAUCCUUCUGUUCUUUCAUUCAAUGGCGUUGGAGAUACGAAAUCUUUCAAUUUAACAGUUCAAGGAACGGUGAGCCAGGCCAUAGUCUCUGCUUCUCUGGAGUGGAGUGAUGGUGUGCAUCAAGUGAGAAGCCCUAUAACAAUCUACUUUCUUAAAUAA
Momordica charantia (bitter melon) is the source of this 2238-nucleotide messenger RNA. RefSeq names its product cucumisin-like. The record is from RefSeq and is a predicted model, not a curated record. NCBI's taxonomy places the organism in Eukaryota, Viridiplantae, Streptophyta, Magnoliopsida, Cucurbitales, Cucurbitaceae. Gene Ontology annotation, molecular function: serine-type endopeptidase activity. Gene Ontology annotation, biological process: proteolysis.